AUGACAAGCAAAAUCAAGAAAUUUAUAGGAGUUCGAGUUCAUACAACCAAGAAAUAUCCGUCACACCAUCUCUCUAUCCUCCCCCACCUCUUAACCAACAUAAAUCAAAUUUACUGAGCCAAACUAAAGUCUGGUACACGCAUGCAAGAGCAAUAUUCCUAUGUCAAAGUAACAUGCAGUUACAUAAGCGAAGAUACGAGGGAUUGUUGGAAAACGCAGUGAGACUUUCCGAUACUGGUGGUCUAUUAGUGGAAAAGAAGAAGGCUGAGCAGAUCAAAGAGAGGUUCGAUAAACUUGAAGAUACCAUGAUUGGUUUGGUGCAAAAGUUGAGAAGAUUGACUGAUCAUGUUAAGAAAGACCUGUUGGGAGAGCAAUGA
Messenger RNA from Hymenoscyphus albidus, 377 nucleotides. NCBI's taxonomy places the organism in Eukaryota, Fungi, Ascomycota, Leotiomycetes, Helotiales, Helotiaceae. The record is from the annotation of a GenBank genome assembly.